Molecule: messenger RNA, 1779 nt
Organism: Anguilla rostrata (American eel)
Lineage: Eukaryota; Metazoa; Chordata; Actinopteri; Anguilliformes; Anguillidae
Product: beta-crystallin B1-like
Exons: 6
Coding region: 156-800 (214 amino acids)
Biological process (GO): lens development in camera-type eye; visual perception
Molecular function (GO): structural constituent of eye lens
Source: RefSeq, a predicted model, not a curated record
GACAUACUCCCUCAGACUCACAUGUUGAGAGUGAGGAGAUAUAAAUGUGUAAAUGAAACGCACUGAGCGAGUCAAUUCAGCUCGGACACUCAUCUUCCUCUCACAGCCCAUCCUCAUCCUCCUCCUUCACCUGUGGCCUUCAGGCUAGCACCACCAUGUCUCUGUCCGGUGCCCAGGGCAGCGUUGGCGGCCACUCCACCAGCAUCGCUGUGCGCACGUACAAGAUCUGCCUGUUUGAGAGGGAGAACUUCCAGGGCGCUCGUCUGGAGCUGAAGGGGGAGUGCAGGAGCCUCGGUGAGAGGGGACUGGACCGGGUCGGGUCCCUCAGCGUGUCGGCCGGACCGUGGGUGGGGUUCGAGCGGCAGAACAUGGCGGGCGAGGUGUUCCUGCUGGAGAAGGGGGAGUACCCGCACUGGGACUCCUGGCGCAACGGCUACCGCCGUGACCAUGGCGACCACCUGCUGUCCGUCAGGCCGGUACGCAUGGACAGCCUGGAGCCUAAGAUCUGCCUGUUUGAGGAGAUGAACUUUCAGGGGCGUAAGAUGGAGGUCUGUGAUGAGGACAUUCCCAGCCUGUGGUCCUACGGCUUCCAGGACCACGUCAGCAGCGUGCAGGUCACCGGUGGCACGUGGGUGGGGUACCAGUAUCCAGGUUACCGGGGGAGUCAGUACCUGUUGGAAUGCGGCACCUAUAAGCACUGGAACGAGUGGGGCGCGGCGCGCCCCCAAAUUCAGUCCCUGCGUCGCGUCAAAGACCUGCUCACCCAUCUGCACGACGGGUUCAAGAUGGCCGCCGUGUAGGGCGGGGCGGGGCGGGGCAGGGCGUGGCACUCUACCGGCGCUGUGCCUGCCCUGCUGUCCAAACUCCUGCCUUCUCAUCCGUGCAGUUACUCAGUUACUCAUUAAUAAAUUAGCUUAAGUAAUUAGUUUGAUUAACUUCAUCUGCUUCAGAUUCCACUGCCAUGCCUGCUUGUGAACAGCUACUCUUUGAAUACUGAUGAUGAUUAUGAUGAUAUGCUUUUGCUUCCAAUGUCCUCUGGUCUUAAAUAUGAAAGAUUUAUAGAAUUAUAUUCUACAUAACCUUCCAUCUGUAUAUUCAUGCAACCUGAUGUUUCGGAAGCGUCCGACAUCUGGCUGUCAAAUCAGCUGCUGUAUCCGCCAGGCCUUUGGAGAGCAUUGAAAGAUGGCCCUAAAAAUAAUCCCCCCAACCUUUCUUGUUCAUCAUAAAGUUGGGAAAACCUCCUGCUCGCGCUCGACUCACCCCAGCAUUCGGCUCCCCCUUGAAGUUCUCCCAGACGGAGAGUGAGGAGAUGUUUUCGGACAGGGAAUAACGGUGCUUUCUCCCCCCCUGCUGUUACUGAGAAGGACAACGGGCAGCUUUGGUUUUUGGACAUGCCCUGUUCGUCUCUGUGAUUGAACGAUCUGAAAGAGCUGCUUUGUGCAGUAGAUUUCUCACGGAUAUUACCAUCUGGAAGACAGGACAGGAAGCGUAUCAUGCAUUCAAAAGCAUUUAAUUCUUUCAUAUUCACCACUUGAAAUGAAGAUGAAAAUGCUCUUUGAAAUCUUUGAAACUGCCGUGGUGAGGAACUUGUUGAAACGCGCUCGCAUGAUGUUGCUGUCGUCUAAUUUUUUCUGCAUUCUUUAGGCUGGAUUCUCAGUGUGUGUGUGUGUGUGUGUGUGUGUGCGUGCGUGCGUGUGCGCGCGCGUGCGUGUCCGACCUGGGUCAAAUAUAGAAUGCUUUUAACCCCUUAGGCAAUAAUAUUAAAAGUCUUUCAAAUAU